GAGCAGCCGCCGGUGUUUUGUUCCAGAGAGCUCCAUCCAUCAUGGCGAUGCACGCUAAGGCGACUCCACCGCAGAUCCCGGACACCCGCCGGGAGCUCGCUGAGCUGGUGAAGAGGAAACAGGAACUCGCUGAGACGCUGGUGAACUUGGAAAGACAAAUAUACGCAUUUGAAGGCAGCUACCUAGAAGACACUCAGAUGUACGGAAACAUCAUCAGAGGAUGGGACCGAUACCUCACCAACCAGAAAAACUCCAACAGUAAGACUGACAGAAGAAACAGGAAAUUCAAGGAAGCAGAACGUUUAUUCAGCAAGUCGUCUGUCACAUCAGUUGCAGCGGUUUGUGCGCUCGGUGGGAUUCCAGAUCACAUGAAUGAAAAGCGUGAAGCAGGCAGCGGCACAGAAAGCGACACCUCCCCGGACCUGCAGAACCAGGAGAACGAGCCGAGCCAGGAGGACACGGAGGACGUGGACUCGACCCUGCAGGACCUGAAGCCUCAGAAAGCCGCCUCCUCCUCCUCCUCAGGCAGCCAUCACGGGAGCCACAAGAAGAGGAAGAACAAAAACAGACACAGGUUUGACAUGAAGGUGAACAAGAAACCCAGAGCUGAUUAUUCCACCUAACAAAGCCGCCGGGCGCAUCUGGACACACUCGAGGAAACGUGUAGAGAAACACAACAUUUCUGGACUUUGUGAACUUUGUAUACCUGAUUUUAUUUUGUCGUCAUUUUUCAGCCUGUACUGUGUGUAUCGCUUGAAACAUUCCCCCCCCGGCCACCUGCCUCCGGUCCCGGUUCAGAUUCUGAGCUGCCGGUUAGCGUAGAACCACGGCGUUGCAUGUUACUCGCGGCCCGUCGAGGCAAACCUCCAGUAACAUCUUGUAUAGUGUUAAAAAACAAAAAGAAGACUGUAUUUAUUAUGUCGCUAAUUUUCAUGUUUCCCAUUGUAAGAAGGUUUUUGUCGAGCGCCACAUAGUCGUAACCCCUCCUGCCCCGACCCUGAAUUCUUUUAUGACAUUGUUUGUUUUGCAAAAAAAUAAUAAAAGAGCGGUAACGUGAACAA
Messenger RNA from Stegastes partitus (bicolor damselfish), 1061 nucleotides. RefSeq names its product MYST/Esa1-associated factor 6 (gene meaf6). Gene Ontology annotation, cellular component: histone acetyltransferase complex. The record is from RefSeq and is a predicted model, not a curated record. The transcript is spliced from 7 exons. Lineage: Eukaryota; Metazoa; Chordata; Actinopteri; Pomacentridae. The coding region runs from base 42 to 623 and encodes 193 amino acids.